Messenger RNA from Carassius auratus (goldfish), 4594 nucleotides. RefSeq names its product syntaxin-binding protein 5-like. Gene Ontology annotation, biological process: exocytosis; Golgi to plasma membrane transport. The record is from RefSeq and is a predicted model, not a curated record. The coding region runs from base 524 to 4039 and encodes 1171 amino acids. Lineage: Eukaryota; Metazoa; Chordata; Actinopteri; Cypriniformes; Cyprinidae. The transcript is spliced from 27 exons. Gene Ontology annotation, cellular component: cytoplasm; plasma membrane; SNARE complex. Gene Ontology annotation, molecular function: myosin II binding; syntaxin binding; GTPase activator activity.
CAGACGUUGGCACGUUUCUAUAAGCUGCUUCUCUGCGGCGUGUCUCCUCUGCGUCUGGGAUCACAAACAACACGCGUGAGUUUUGCCGUGUACAGCAAUUGAAUUUCCAUAAAACACGGCAAGUAACAUUCAUUUUACCAAAGUAAGUUUAUACUUUAUUAUGUUUCUGAUAUGCCUCCUGAGAAUGUUUACUAGUUGGAUGCGACACCGUCCUGUGUAAGUGCCAUGAAGUUUCUUGGUUCUUCUCCAGCCUGGUUCAGGCUUUAAUUCGCACUGAACCUCAACUCGCGUUUCUCCCCAAAUCUAUCAUCUUGUUUUUUUUUUUGUGAUUGUCAGACUUAUUUUGGAAGAUGAAGUUCUUCUGCGACUUUUUGUGCACAUAAACAUUCUGAAAGGAAGAAGAAACGAGGAGUCUUAAUUCGUGCUGUGAAGCCGCAUCACCUCCUAUGCCGUUUUAACCGUCUCGACGGCACGUUUUGAGAUUGUCAAAGAUAAACGUUGAAGUAUAAAUUCAAAGAUAAAGAUGAAGAAGUUCCGGAAGGUUUUGGACGGGUUGACCACUUCUUCACCUGUCAAUCAAGGUGGAUCUCCCGUGUGCGGCAGUGCGGCUGGGACCCCCAGUACGGCUCUGACGCCGCGGGAGCUGGAAAUCCAGGAGACACUGAUGUCUGAGCACUUCCAAAUCUGUAAGACGGUGCGUCAUGGAUUUCCCUAUCAGCCCACAGCUCUGGCAUUUGACCCGGUGCAAAAGAUCCUUGCCAUUGGCACUCGUUCUGGAGGAGUACGGCUUCUGGGACGGCCAGGAGUGGACUGUCAUUGCCAGCAUGAGAGUGGGGCGGCAGUUCUCCAACUGCAGUUUCUCAUCAACGAGGGGGCGCUGGUCACAGCUUGUGCUGACGACACGCUUCAUCUCUGGAAUUUGAGACAGCGACGUCCGGCUAUCCUACACUCUCUCAAAUUCAACAGAGAGCGGAUCACAUUUUGUCAUCUUCCGUUUCAAAGUAAGUGGCUUUACGUGGGGACAGAGCGUGGAAAUACACACAUAGUGAACAUCGAAUCCUUCGUUUUGUCUGGAUAUGUCAUCAUGUGGAACAAGGCCAUAGAACUAUCAACAAAGACACAUCCAGGUCCUGUUGUUCAUCUGAGUGACAGUCCAAAAGAUGAGGGAAAGUUGCUGAUAGGUUUCGAGAGUGGUACAAUAGUAAUGUGGGACUUGAGGGCCAAAAGAGCUGACUUCAGGAUAUACUAUGAUGAGGCCAUUCACUCAGUAAGCUGGCAUCACGAGGGGCGGCAGUUCAUGUGCAGUCAUUCUGACGGCAGUCUGAGCAUGUGGAAUCUGAGAAACACAGCCAAACCUUUUCAAGUCACCUUCCCUCAUGGCAAGACUCAGAGAGAUGGUCGAAAAGAAUCAUGUAAACCCAUUCUCAAGGUCGAAUACAAAACCUCCAGAAACAGUAGUGAUGCAUUUAUUGUCUUCUCCGGGGGUCUUUCGUAUGACAAGGCAGGACGGAGACCAACCCUAACCAUCAUGCAUGGCAAAGCCAUCACAGUGUUAGAGAUGGACUAUCCAAUAGUGGACUUCCUAGUGCUCUGUGAUACGCCUUAUCUCAACGAGGUCCAGGAGCCAUAUGCGGUGGCGGUUCUGCUGGAGAAAGAUUUUGUUGUGGUUGAUCUAUCCCAGAGCAAUUUUCCUAUCUUUGAGAACCCCUACCCCAUGGACAUCCAUGAGUCUCCGGUCACAUGCACGGCUUACUUUGCCGACUGUCCCCCCGACAUCAUACCCGUGCUUUACUCCAUAGGAGCUAAACACAAAAAGACCAGCUACAGCCACAAGGAGUGGCCGCUCAGAGGUGGCACAUGGACGGUGGGUUCACAAACAUACCCAGAGAUAAUCAUCACAGGACAUGCAGACGGAUCAAUAAAGUUUUGGGAUGCCACGGCGAUCACACUGCAGAUGUUGUAUAAGCUCAAGACGUCAAAGGUGUUUGAGAAGCCUAAGAGUGGAGAUGUGGGACGAAGCGCUGAGCUUGUGGAGGAAGACCCCUAUGCCAUUCAGAUGAUCAACUGGUGCCCGCAGAGCCGUAUCUUUUGUGUAGUCGGCAUCAGCGCCCACGUCAUCCUGUACCGCUUCAGCAAACAUGACGCCAACACCACCAUCACGUCCCUAGAAGUGCGACUUCAGUGUGAGAUGGAGGAUGUCAUCUCUCCAUCGGAUACAGAGAACACUCCAUGUUUUUCGGACCCCAGCGGUCUCUCACCUCAACCUCAGCCUCCAAGUCCCCGCAGCAACACCCCAGACAGUGUGCGGGACAGCAUCCCUUGCCUCAAGGUUAAAGAUCGGACGAUCCGAAUGCCUCCUGGGUACCAGGCGGAGCUGGUGGUUCAGUUAUUAUGGGUCGAUGGAGAACCGCCACAACAAAUCACCAGCUUGGAUUUAAACUCUGCAUACGGACUGUUGGCUCUAGGUAACUGCAAUGGUUUGGCAGUGGUGGACUACCUGCAGAAAACCAUUCUGCUGUGUAUGAACACCCUGGAGCUUUACGGAUCCGCAGACCCUUUCCAGCGACUAACACGCUCUCCUCGCAAAAACCGACAGUCCACAUCAGACUUUUGCAUGCGCGGCCUGUCUAACUUUUAUUCCGAUUCAAAGAAACGGAUCCGUACUUCCUACCAGAGCCUUACAGAGCUUUCUGAUAAUCAGGUGUCUUUGGACCUAGAGAGGAGCAAGUCACCCACCUCAGCACCCUACACCCCUUCCCUCCAUAAUGACCCUCGAGGCACAGGGGAACCUGUGUCCAACCUCCGAUCCUGCCACUACAGUCCUGUCUUUUACCUGUUGGACAAUGUCAAGGGACCAGGCAGAAAGUUAAGUCUACCAACAGAUCUUAAGACUGAUCUUGAUCAUGUGAAUGGACAUUGCACUAGCCCGACCUCCCAGCCGUGUCCAACUGGGAGGGCCAGAGUCCCGGGGGGCACUGAAGGGCCACGCCUUGCCCGCAGGGGGCCUGGUCGACCGCCCUUCCGCAAGGCCCAGUCCGCCGCAUGCAUGGAGGUCUCUUUGCCUGUGUCCUCCCUCACCGAAGGUUAUCCAUCCCGACGAGCCAUGCUGCAGCAGUUACAUGGAGUCAGUAUGUACUCUCAUGAUGAACAUCACAUCACCACCUACUCCUGGAGUGAGAGAGAGAGUCGAGAAAACUCAUUCAGCCGGUCACGGAGCUCUAGCGUUUCCAGCAUAGACAGAGAGACUAAAGAGGCUGUAACCACCCUGCAGUUUGCAGAGUCGUACGGACGUAAGUCAGACACCCUGCCUACACCAUGCUUGUGGGUGGGUACGAGUCUGGGCCUGGUGCUCAUCAUCCCAAUGUCCAUUCCUACGGAUGAGCAGGAACGGCAGGAAGACCCCGUUACUGUGGCCCCCACUGGCACAGUGUUAAUGCUGAAGAGCUCUGUUCUGCGGUUUGCUUUUCUGGACUGUGGAGGUGCUCUUAUCAACAGUCCCUACGAGGUGUGGCGAGACCAACAUGUCCCUGAUGUCCCAGAUCGACCCCGCAAGCGGAAACUGGUCAACUUCUCACCCUCGUCUUCUCAAGAGGCCAGUGGAGAUGGUCACUUAGCUGUAGUGUGUUCAGAGAGGCAGGCCAAGGUCUUCUUCAUGCCCUCCCAGGCCUGUCUAUAUGUGCAUAACAUCACUGAGUCAUCCUUCGUGCUGCGGGCUGACGUGGUGUCAGUUUGUAACAGCGUUUGUUUGGCCUGCUUCUGCGCCAAUGGACACAUAAUGACUUUGAGCCUUCCCAGUUUACGGCCUCUGCUAGAUGUCAACUACCUGCCGCUAACAGACAUGCGCAUUGCUAGAACAUUCUGCUUCACCAACGGAGGGCAGGCACUGUAUCUGUGCUCCCCCACAGAGAUGCAGAGAAUCACUUACAGCCAGGAGAUGUGUGACAACCUACAGGUGGCUGUGCCUCUGUGUGUGUGUGUGUGUGUGUGUGUGUGUGUGUGUGUGUGUGUGUGUGUGCGUGCAUGCGUGUGCACAUGCUGAUGGUGGUUAUUGAAGUGAAAUGUCAUGCUUGUCAUGGAUGCUUUGAGCUCUGCUGAGCUGAGCCCUACUGCAUUUCAGCUGUAAUUUCUGCCACACAGGUUGUCAUUCUGUCCUUUCCCUCCCUCUGUCGUUCCCUGUCUGUCUGGUUAGGAUGGGAAUAGCAUAACGCCAUACUAUUCAUUCUAUUUUUGCAGUAUGUACCAUGUGCACAGUAUGUUAUUUUAUUUUAUUUUUUUUUUUAUGCACCCGAACUGAAACGUGUCAUUGUUCAAGAGUUUUGGGGUUGGUAGGAUUUUUUAUUUUUUAGAUUUUAUUUUAUUUUAUUUAUUUAUUUUUCAGUGUUUUGAAAGAAGCGUCUUGUGCUCACCUCGGCUGCAUUUAUUCCAUUAGAAAUACAGUAUAAUAUGUAAUAUUGUGAUAUAUUAUUACAUUUUAAUAUACCUGUUUACUAUUUUAAUGUAAUUUAUUUCUGUGAUGGCAAAGCAGACUUUUCAGCAGGCAUUACUCUUCAGUCUCUUUAGUCUAGACUUCAAUGUCAUGUGAUCUUACUAUGUU